UGGACGUUUCGAAAAUUAUGGGAUCGUCUUGAAUAAUCUUAAUCAUCUAUUUAGAACUGUUCAGUUCUAAAUUAUUUCUUCAAAGAAAUAAUUAAAAUGGAAACGUUUGGAAACUCGAUCAAUCAAUACCAUGUUUACGAGGAAUUGGGUCGAGGGGGGUUUGCAGUUGUUUACAGAGCAAUAUGCAGGAAAUCCGGUGUGGAAGUUGCCAUCAAGAUAGUAAUAAGAGUAACAAUUUUAUGGAAAUUAAUAAUUAAUUACGUUUUUAUUAGAUUGACCGAGUGCGAAUCAAGACAGCUAAAAUGGCCGGUCGUGUAAAUCAAGAGGUCACGAUUCACUCUCGACUUAAACACUCCUCAAUUCUCAAACUAUUCACCUUUUUUGAAGACGAAUCUUAUGUCUACCUGGUACUGGAAUAUUGUUUUAAUGGAGACUUUCAAAGAUAUCUUAGGAAUCACAGUCGGAUUAUGUCAGAGCAGGAAGCUUAUACGAUUAUGAAACAACUUGUCGAAGGAUUGCUGUAUCUCCACUCGCAUCGAAUUAUACACCGGGAUAUUACGCUUGCCAAUAUUUUACUUACCAAAGAUAUGAAUAUUAAAAUAUCAGAUUUCGGAUUAGCUAUCCAAUUGGAGCGAGCCGAUCAAAAGCAAAUGACUAUAUGUGGGACUCCAAACUAUAUGUCGCCAGAAGUUGCCACCCAUGAACCUCACGGUCUCUCGACAGAUGUCUGGGGACUUGGAAUCCUGCUGUACACCUGUCUCGUUGGGAAGCCUCCCUUUGAAACUGAAAAUGGACUCAAAUCUACCCUGACGAGGGUGGUCAUGUCCGAUAUCAAGUUUCCAGCAUUUGUUUCACUUGAAGCGAAAGAUUUGAUAAGAGCCCUCCUGCAAAAAAAUCCAAUAGAUCGGAUUAAUCUCAAAAAUAUUUUGGAUCACUCGUUCAUCUUGAAGUUUCAGGCCAAAAAUUCUGUCAACGGACGCUCAAUGUUAUAUGACAGUGGACUUACUACUGCGUCAUACACGUCGCCAAUUAAUAUUAACUCGAGAGGGUAUGUAUACCCAACUUGCGCCUCUCAUAUUGGAUCCGAUGGUUGUUCCAGAAGUGGACAUCUCUGUCUAAACCAGGAAACGCACUCGCACCCACUACCACCCGUAAAUCGCCAGCUUGGAGGAGGAGAGGAAUUCUGUGAAGGAUCUUGUACACAUUCAACGCCAAAUAGAUUUCUACCUGCAGAAACGUCUUGCUCUUUCCAAUGUGCUCCAGUUCAAUACUGUCACCUCCAACAUUCUGGAAUAUGUCAGGGAAAUAAUUGCAUCUACGCAUGGCGACAAACACAGCAAACCUGCCCUCAUAGCGAGAUCUGUCUAACAACUGCAAAAAGUAGUUGCUGUUCCACAACACCAAAGUAUAAAGACAAUCGUAGAAGUAGUAAGACUGAAGAUGUUGCUUGUGCUCCUCCUGCUUCAGAGAAAAUCGGAUCAUCGAAUGUUGAAAAAAAUAAAUUAGGUGGUCUUUGUGGUAGUAUUUUCGAUGACAAUACUAAAAAAAUUCCAGUAGCUCCUGUAUGUGCGAUACGUCUGCGACCGAUUAGACAAAAAGCAAAAAAUGUGGUUUGUAACAUUCUUGAAACGAGUGACGUCUGUCUUGAAUUCACAAGACAAAUCGAAGGGCAAGAACGAGUCUGGGAAGUAAUGAAGAUUUCUUCUGACGGGAUGCGGAUAAUUAUAUACCACCCAAAGAAGGGACGGGGUGUUAAGGUCUCGGAUAACCCACCCCCACUACCUACCGCUGGAGCUGAUACGAUGUAUAGUUAUACCAAUAUACCUCAAAAAUACUGGAAAAAAUAUUCCUAUGCUUACAAAUUUGUGGAACUUGUAAAAAAAAGAACCCCAAAAAUGAUAUAUUAUACCCCACUUGCCAAAUGCUAUCUCAUGGAGAAUGAUCCCAUCAAUGACUUCCAAGCUUGUUUUUAUCAAGGAGCAGGUAAAAUUUUCAAGUCAGAGUCCUGCUGCACCAUAACUUUAAAAACUGGCAAAUCCUGGGUGUUUGACAUAUUUGACAUUCCAACAUUUCCUACCGAUGUUCAAUAUAUGUGGGACCACUUUAAAAAAUGUUUAGAACGUUGUGAAGCUCGUCACGAACUACUAACUAAUCCUAAGUUAGAAGGGUCAGACGAAAUGUUUCCUCUCAUAAUUAGGCCGCACAAUUCUAUAAACUCCCCCUCAGAACAGCAAUCGCAACCGAGAAAAUUUAUCUCCCCAGAGCGUGAUAAACAUUCCUUCAAUGCAAGGAUAUGAGACGUCCACAGCGACCACAAAGUGGGGUUCCAUUCAAAAAGUGAGAUAGCCAAGCUGAAAUUAUCAAACUUCUGAAACUAUAUACAGAGGCUCUGUAACAACACUAGAUAGAUAGAUUUUUAGCACAUUUAUGCAGUAAUAUAUAUUUAUGUUUGCACAUUAUUUUUAUAAUCAUCCAGAUUACAAUAGCACAUAUACUUUUCUUUUACAAAAAAAGUUUUUAAAAUGUUUUUGAGAAUUUUAAAAUGAUGUUAAUUUUAAAAUUGAAUUUUAAAAUGUCAAUAGUUAGAGAAAAUUAUCAA
Messenger RNA from Folsomia candida, 2599 nucleotides. RefSeq names its product serine/threonine-protein kinase PLK4-like. Gene Ontology annotation, molecular function: ATP binding; protein kinase activity. The record is from RefSeq and is a predicted model, not a curated record. Lineage: Eukaryota; Metazoa; Arthropoda; Collembola; Entomobryomorpha; Isotomidae. The coding region runs from base 303 to 2297 and encodes 664 amino acids. The transcript has 7 exons. Gene Ontology annotation, biological process: protein phosphorylation.